CUGAAGAGUAAUCCCGUGAAGAGACGUGAUGGCAGGAGUAGCCCAGCCCGACUUUAGGAGGAGUACUAGGGAGUAUACACAAGUAUUUACUGACUCUAAGCAUCUCAUUGGGAAGUAUGGUCUACAUAGGCAGGCUAUUAGAGACUUCCUGGAACAAUUCCAAGAUAAGGCUCUUAGUGAUGACAUAUGGGGCACGAAGAAGUACAUGACUCAACUGCAGAAGGUUGUUGAUGGUCUCAGUGACCGUGUUGAUAUCAGUUUGGAUGACUUACAACACUCUACGAUGGAGGAGGGCCUUGUGGAGGCUAUAAUGAGGAAUACUCAGAGGUAUCAUCUAUUCUUUGUGGAGGAAUGCCAUGCUAUCAUGCCUCAACCCUCGGUCCACUUCCAACCAAACCCCAACAGAGAUGUGCGAGCACAGAAUGAGUGGCGCGAAGCCGUCGAUGAUCACAUCAAUUCACAGAGGGCCCUAGCGGGUACUGCUGAUCCUCAGAAUAAGAUGCCUGAGAGGAUGAAAUGGGACUUUGUGGUAUACAUCCAUCUGCCCAAGGAUGUGGCCUCAACACCAUUACGUGAAGUCAAGUCAGGUAGUGUUGGUCGGUUCAUCAAGAUGGAUGGUGUGGUCACUAAAGCUGCUGGAGUUAAAGCUAAAGUCGAGGUGGCUACCUAUCUAUGUGAGACAUGCGGGGAGACAAUAUGGCAGGUUGUCGACUCGGAUGCUUUCAUGCCUAUAGGACAGUGCCCCACCCCUCGAUGUAAAACCAAUAAGACUCUAGGGACUGUAAAUCUACUAUGGAAGUCUUCCAAAUUCGUCAAGUAUCAGGAGGUAAGAGUGCAGGAGCCGAGUCAUGCAGUGCCGGUUGGGUCCGUCCCUAGGACUAUGCUAUUGGCAUUAACCCAUCAUCUCACUAGAUCAGUUCUCCCUGGUGACGCUGUGACGGUCAGUGGUAUAUACUUGCCUAUACAAAGGCAUGCGGCUUCAAGGAUGAGGCAGAGGGGACGAGCUAAGAAUGAGAUGUGUGCACGGUACAUUCAUGUAUUCGACAUAGAAAAGCAUAAGAAGGGUUAUGCUGAGCAAACAGAGGAAGCGGAGAUGUCCCAGAAGAUUGAUGAGGCACGAGAGGACCCUGAUAUCGUCGACAAACUGGCCCGUAGUAUCGCACCAGAGAUAUAUGGUCUGUCGGAUGUGAAGAAGGCUUUACUUUGCCUCUUGGUGGGAGGCUGUACUAGACAGAUGGGGGAUGGUAUGCGUAUUAGAGGGGACAUGCAUGUUCUGUUGAUGGGUGAUCCAGGUGUUGCUAAGUCACAGUUGUUGAAGCAUCUAUCGUUGAUAGCACCAAGAGCUGUGUAUACUACAGGAAAAGGAAGCUCAGGUGUUGGCCUUACUGCCAGUGUUCAGAGAGAUCCUCAGACCAAUGAGAUGACCCUGGAUGGAGGGGCAUUGGUGAUGGCUGAUAAUGGUAUAUGCUGUAUUGAUGAAUUCGAUAAAAUGGAGGAGUCCGAUCGUACGGCUAUUCAUGAGGUUAUGGAGCAACAGACGGUGUCUAUCGCCAAGGCAGGUAUCACUACUACAUUGAAUGCUAGGACGUCAGUGGUAGCUGCUGCCAACCCAGCUUAUGGACGGUAUAAUCCUAAGAAGUCUGUAUUGGAAAACCUCAACCUUCCAGCUGCCCUACUAUCACGUUUCGAUAUACAAUUCUUACUAUUGGAUACUGUUAAUGAGGAUAAGGACAUUGCCCUAGCCAGGCAUGUCGGUAAUGUACACAGGCUGGGAGAGGUCCCACAAGACCUCGACUUUGAGCCUUUCGGAGCCGAGUUCAUGAGGGCAUAUGUCCGCAGGGCUCGUGAAUAUACCCCUACUCUGGAUGCAUCCUUAGAGGCAGAGAUUGUGAAUCAUUAUACCAACAUCAGAGCUCAGGAACGUAGUGGUACUCAUGAUAAGUUGAAGACCUAUACGACCCCUCGAACUCUAUUGGCCAUCCUCCGUCUGGCUCAGGCUCUGGCACGGUUGAGGUUCUCUGAGGUUGUCCAGCGUAGUGACUUUGAUGAAGCCUUGAGGAUCAUACAAGCAAGCAAGGCGUCGGUAUCUGAUUCGGCUCAUAAAGGUGGUCACCAUAGGACACUUGACCCUGAAUCGAGGUGUUGGGAGGAUAUGUCUGAGUUUUUACGUCGGGUCCCUCCAGGUGAAUGGGCCUCGAUGAACGAUCUUGAGAGUUACGUGCAGAAGCGUGGCACAGCUACUCGUGAUGUAAUUCAGAAGACUAUCGCUGCCUAUGAGAGGAUUAACAUUCUUGGCGUCAGUGAGGAUAGAACGAAGAUAUGCAUGUUGGGAUGAUGGAGGCUACACAAUAUAUACUAACACAAAUAUUUGAUAUUAUCAUGCAUGCUUUGACG
Messenger RNA from Perkinsus marinus ATCC 50983, 2394 nucleotides. Its product is annotated as protein PROLIFERA, putative. The record is from RefSeq and is a predicted model, not a curated record. Gene Ontology annotation, biological process: DNA replication; double-strand break repair via break-induced replication; DNA strand elongation involved in DNA replication. Gene Ontology annotation, cellular component: MCM complex; nucleus. Gene Ontology annotation, molecular function: single-stranded DNA helicase activity; single-stranded DNA binding; ATP hydrolysis activity. Lineage: Eukaryota; Perkinsozoa; Perkinsida; Perkinsidae. The transcript has 25 exons. The coding region runs from base 29 to 2335 and encodes 768 amino acids.